Molecule: messenger RNA, 866 nt
Organism: Theileria parva strain Muguga
Lineage: Eukaryota; Apicomplexa; Aconoidasida; Piroplasmida; Theileriidae
Exons: 4
Coding region: 99-593 (164 amino acids)
Source: RefSeq, a predicted model, not a curated record
AAGAUUGUUUUUGUAUAUUUUUAUGUUUAUUUUGGGGGAUUUUGAGUUUUUUCAGAUUCCGUUCCCAUAGUUAAGUACUUAUUUUUAGUUUAUAUAUAAUGUCAAAGGGACUGAGGUCAAAAACGCUAAGGCGUUAUAGAACAGCGAAACGGCGAGUGGUAGAAGGAGUAAAGUGCUAUCCAAGUGUAGUAGAAUCUUACAAGAAAAUUAGGCUAAUUCAGCAAGGGAAAUACGUACCACCAGUUCCAAAACCAAAUAAAUUUUUAUAUCCAGAAGAUGAAAACGCUGUGUUUCCUCAAGCUAUUCCGAAAAUGCCUCUAGAUCUCAGAUCAGAGAAUGUUCCUCUAGCAGGCCUUGCUGGGCCGCGUGGCAGGCGUAAAUUUGAGCCUGGUGAGCUUGAGGAGUCUGGAAUAGGUUUAAAGAUGGACAAGAAGACUUUGAUGACUUCGGGUCCUCUAAUGGACCUGGAUGACCAGAAUCGUGAAGUCCAGAGCACUGCCAGACAAGGCCAUUUCAAGUCUGGAAAAGCCAAGAAAUACGCCGCCAACAAACUCAACACCAUUAACAAACUUAAAAAAUCCAAGAAAUCAUAAAUUCAACUGUAAAAUAUUAUUCUAUAUCACAAGUGAUCAAUUGGUAAAAGAUUUAAGUUGUGGAGGACAAUUUGAGUUGUGAUCUUCUUUUAUUUUCUGCCAUGUUGUUUAUAAGAUUAUGAAGUGCAAUCAUAGUCCUGAUAAUAGUUCCGAGGUAUGACGUCAUGGUCGUGUCGUUCAUAUUAAUCGCAAACGCCUCAAUUAACUCCUCAUCGUCCAUCGCAGGAAACAUGUUAAAAAUGUCCUACAAUUAAUAUUACUCACGACACAGAA